AUGAGCGUUCCCUACAUACCCGAGUACUCCUCGGAGCUGCGGACCUUUGUGCAGGAGGCAUACGAGCAGCAGGUACAGGAACUAUAUCCGCGGCUACGUUUCGAGAAGCUGGUGGAUCUGUUGGAACGGGCGGCAAACCUUUUCGAAUCAUACCAAGACCUGGUCCGCGAGGGCCAGACGCGCGAGGGGCUGAUGGCGUAUGUGAUCGGAGCGUUUUACCUGUAUCUGAUAAUCCCGCAGUCAAUUGAAUUCCACACCAGAAACCUGUCAUAUUCGCUGUAUACAGACCUGCGGAAGCACUAUGAGCGGGAACCCAACAUGACAAACGUGGUGCAGAUGGUCACAGAGAAGGUGGAUGCAGUGCUACUGAGACAAACGCCAGAAGACGGAGAGCGUGGAGAUACAAAACUGUACCGCAAGCGUGCGUACUCGGUGCCUGAGAAGGGCGUCGCCCGCUCAAGCGACUCGCUGCAGCAUCUCACGGUUGAUGGCAAGCGACGGGGAGGCCACCAUGCAAUUGGAGGCGCAAUACCGGAGGUGGCGGUUCAAGCAGACACUCUCUGGAGCGCUCCCAAACUUGAGGAGAACGAUUUAUUGCGGACGGUGGUAUCAGUUUCCCGGUCUCCAUCUGUGUCCCUGAGCCGCCCAUCUUCCCGUGGCGGCGACUUCGUCGAAAAUGCCCUGGAUGGCAACUCUACCAAGAAUGGUGGCAGGAACACCUCGAAACGGGAGGGCAGAAGGAAUAGCCGCCGAAGUGACAGGAGUGGGCGACGCAAUGACGGCGCUAAACAGCGCAAUGGACGCAGCCCUAACCGGAGCCGAAGCAGGGGCAGAAGUCGGAGCAGAGUGCGCAAUAGGAGUCGGAGUCAAACUCGUAUUGGUGGUCCGACCUCUGAUAUGGCAGAUGCUAAGGAACGCGGAAGAACAAGAAGCCGCAGUUGGAGCAGAAGUGGUAGUCGAAGCCCUAGCUACAGUAUCCGUAGUACGGGCGGUAGCCGGAGCCCUAGCAGAAGCCCCAGUAGGAGUGCAAGCAGAAGCCCAAUUAGAGGUAGAAGCAGAAGCCGCAGCGGGAGCAGGACUCCAGAACUCGGCUCAGCGACUGCUUCAGUACACAGCUGGUCCUAUUUGCAGACUACGGGCCAGCAGUCCAGAUGGAGCGUGCUUCCAAAUGACUUGCCGAAUGCUGGUCAGAAUAAAUACAACCAAGAAUCAGCUGUUAGCUUCGAACAACAGGAGCUUGACCGUCCCCACAAUUCGCGUGUUGAACCUUACAACCCAUUUGCCAACGGCAACGCUGCUGGCUUAGAGUCGUGUAACCCUCUCACUCGCCUGUACGAGACGUCAUCCAUCAAAUGCUCGGACCUAAUGAUAAUCUUGGAGUCGGACAUACAAGAUCGUGUCCUAUUCAUUGAUCUAAGGCCUCCCAAGAGAUAUGAGCUCAAUCAUAUUGUUGCCAGACAUUUAAUCAAUAUAGAUCCACUUUUACUGUGGGAUACUGAACGAAGUGCUCCAAUAACAUCGGUAAACGAGUUCGAGCGUCGUCUUGACAAUCCUCUUUUCACGACUCGGGGGCAGUUUAGUUACUUGGUCUGCUACACUGAUAACCAUACUUCUAUGAAUAUGGAUUUCAAGUUCGAGCUCACCUUUUUUGAAUUGGUGUAUAUGGGCAAGCCGCGGCUUUUGACGAAGUGUUUGCAAGGCGGGUAUGACCAAUGGAGAUUAUAUCUGAAGACUAACACGAAGUCCAUACACGCUAAAAUUAGUGAUUUCAUGUGGCGGGCUAACUUUUUAGGUCGCGAUACCUCUGUUUCCGACCAUAACCCCUUUAGGGCUACCCCGCCAGUACCCACUGCAAGGCCACCGGUUCCUCCUUUACCUACUGCCCCACCUCCAGUGGCACCAUAUAUUUCGAGCCCACGACCAGUACCCUUCAUACCCUUGCAACAGCCAUCAUUGUCAUUGUUACACACAUCUGCUAAUAUUGUAAAACCAGGGAAAGCAGAACUACGCAAUGAGUUAUCUCGCAUCACUGGUCAGAUCGAUCACACUCAGUACAACCAACCUGAAAAGUAUCGCUAUUUGCCGGAUAGUCGGGAAUCACCGUAUCCAAUAGAGUAUGAGGACCCAAAACACACAGAAAGGAGCAGGGGUUGGCUCUCAGCUGGUUCAUCCGAGGCCCACUUUAGUGUACCAACAAUAGAAAAAAAUCCGAAUGAAUACAUUGCAUUAUCGAUUACUGGCUUACGGAAUAUGUCCAAUACAUGUUAUAUCAAUAGUAUGCUUCAAUGUUUGUUCUCCACUACCGAGUUUAGAAAUCUUUUCCUUUCCAACAAGUACUCUCGCUAUCUGAAGUCAUCCAACAUGGAUAAUAUGUCUCGCUCAUUUUACAUGCUGUUCAAGAAAAUGUAUAUGAAUGGUGGCUGCUCUGUUGUUCCCAGUGGAUUUUUAAAGAUGUGCAGUUAUUUGAAACCGGAUUUGCGGAUUCCCCAUGGACAGCAGGAUACCCAAGAAUUUCUGCUAUUUCUUCUUGAUAGGUUACGCGACGAACUAUCCUACUUAGCUGCUGUGGUUAACGAUUAUCCGCAAUUGCUCCUACAUGAGAGUUCCGUCUUGAAAGUGAACGAUAAGGAAUACACAACUUGGUUUGACCAGAAUUUUGAGAAAAAUGGCCUGUCGCCCAUAGAUUCUAUCUUUCAGGGCCAGAUAGAGCACCAAUUAUCUUGCCAGAGAUGUGAUUUUUCUUCUUACAGCUAUUCGACCUUCUAUGUUUUGUCCUUGGCGCUACCCAACCCCGGCUCGAAAGCGUUUGGAAAGGCCAAAAAGUUACGCUUAGAAGAUUGCAUUAAUUUUUUUACAUGCGAUGAAGUACUUACUGGUCAGAAUGCCUGGGAUUGCCCAAAAUGCGGUGUCAAUUCUUCGGGUGACCGUCAGAUGAAUUCUGAGAAGAGCAAGAGGAAAAAUAAAUUCUUCAUGGGAUCGGAAAAUGCAAACUCCGCUAACAGCAAUCGGGACCAUCUGCCUCGAUUAUUCAAAAUUGGCUCGAAGUCACGCUCUAGAUCAAGCUCACCGUUUAUAUCUGGUCCCAAAUCCUCAGGUAAAACACAUGAGAAGAGAUAUAAUAAGAAACUCGCAACUAUUAAAUCAUUAAAUUUUAUCACUUUGCCUCGAAUCCUUAUAAUCCAUCUAUCGCGUUUUGUUUAUGACUUGACCAAGAAGAACAAUACAGUGGUCACAUAUCCGUUGAUUCUUAACAUUGUAUUGAAGAAUAAUGAGGUCGCCAAGUAUAGACUUUACAGUACUAUAAAUCAUUUUGGGACGCUAAUAAGUGGUCAUUACACUUCUUUAGUGAACAAAGAUUUGCAACAUGAGAUUAGGGAAGGUAAGCAAAAAUGGUACUAUUUUGAUGACGAGAUUGUAAAGCUAGAUCCCAAUCAUGGCAAUUACGAUCGUGGUAUAACAUCAGUCUCAAGCAGCGAUGUAUACUUGCUGUUUUAUGAACGUAUUUCAUAG
Messenger RNA from Eremothecium gossypii ATCC 10895, 3510 nucleotides. RefSeq names its product ubiquitin-specific protease UBP7 (gene UBP7). Gene Ontology annotation, biological process: protein deubiquitination. The record is from RefSeq and is marked provisional. Lineage: Eukaryota; Fungi; Ascomycota; Saccharomycetes; Saccharomycetales; Saccharomycetaceae. The transcript has a single exon. Gene Ontology annotation, molecular function: cysteine-type deubiquitinase activity. The coding region runs from base 1 to 3510 and encodes 1169 amino acids.